Messenger RNA from Aphidius gifuensis, 486 nucleotides. RefSeq lists its product as uncharacterized. Bases 1 to 486 code for a protein of 161 amino acids. The record is from RefSeq and is a predicted model, not a curated record. Lineage: Eukaryota; Metazoa; Arthropoda; Insecta; Hymenoptera; Braconidae. The transcript has a single exon.
AUGGGGAAAACAACAACAAACAACCCAACCCAUAACCCCAUCACGCCAGUGACAGGGGCUAACAGUGUUAAAAAAACAAUAACUGUGAAUAAAAAUAAUGAAAAAAUAGUGCAACCAUUAAUAACAAAGAAAGUUAUUAAUGAAGUGAGUGGUAAUUGCGAAAUCAUAAAUAAUAGUGAUGCAAAUGAUGAUGAUAUGGAAAAUCCAUAUCCAUCUACAGGAAAUUCAGGCUAUGGAAACUACUCUGGCACGUCAAAGAAGCGACCAGGCAGUCCAAUUAACAUUGAACAGGUAAUACUUGAUAAUGUCAAUAAUGAACAUAGAUAUUCACAAAGCUUAAACAAAUUAGAAGCAAAGAAAAAAAUUAAAUCAGGAUCUAAUAGCAACAUCAAUGAGAACAAGAAUACCCAAAUCAGCAGCAGCAACAAUAAUAAUAAUAAAACCAUAGUGCCUAUAAAAUAUACAGAAAAAGACGAAGGCCCAUAA